AUGGUGAGGAACAGUAGCACAAUCACCACCACUAUGUAUAUGAGCACCAGGUGUUGGAUCAACGGAAAGGCUACAAACGAGACGAUAAAUAUUCCCAACACUACUACUGAACCCAAUGAUAAGAUUACCCAUAUUACUUUCAAAUGUCAUUUGGGCGGCAAAUGUGUCAUAACUCCUAUAACGAGAAAGUUUUGCCAAAAGUGUCGACUCGACAAAUGCGAUGACAUUGGCAUGAAUCGGGUAAUCAAACAGUUCACAAAUGUGCAUGUAUAA
This is a messenger RNA of Oppiella nova, 273 nucleotides long. The record is from the annotation of a GenBank genome assembly. Lineage: Eukaryota; Metazoa; Arthropoda; Arachnida; Sarcoptiformes; Oppiidae.